Molecule: messenger RNA, 403 nt
Organism: Drosophila busckii
Lineage: Eukaryota; Metazoa; Arthropoda; Insecta; Diptera; Drosophilidae
Gene: kud
Product: transmembrane protein 258
Exons: 2
Coding region: 93-329 (78 amino acids)
Biological process (GO): protein N-linked glycosylation
Cellular component (GO): membrane-bounded organelle
Source: RefSeq, a predicted model, not a curated record
UUGCAAUACAACACACUGUCAUCCAUUAACGCUAUAUUGACAGCCGGCCACGUACGAUUUGUGUAAAAUAACAAAAACUUUUAAAACAAAUCAUGGAGCACAUGCAGCGCUAUUUAUCACCUGUAAACCCAGCGGUUUUUCCACAUCUCGCUACUGUGCUGUUAAUUAUCGGCACUUUCUUCACCGCCUGGUUCUUUAUAUUUGUGGUCUCGCGCAAGAACUCCAAAGAGCGUCCGCUCAUCAAGGAGUUGCUAAUCAGUUUGUGUGCCUCGAUUUUCCUAGGAUUUGGCAUUGUAUUUUUACUGCUAACUGUUGGUAUUUACGUAUGAUCAAGCAUUCCGUUUUUGUGAAUAAGAAUAAAGCAUGUGGGCGUGGAGUUUACCGAUAAAUGUAUUAACUUAGA